Messenger RNA from Vicugna pacos (alpaca), 4609 nucleotides. Lineage: Eukaryota; Metazoa; Chordata; Mammalia; Artiodactyla; Camelidae. The record is from RefSeq and is a predicted model, not a curated record.
GGUGUGGAGGAGGGGGCACCUUUGGAUGGAAUCUGGAAGGAUGAGCAGGUGACCAUCUGAGAAAACAGUGGGACCAGUUGGGAGGCACACAGGAGUUGUCACGCUGGAAGAUUAGGGGUGUGUGGGAGGAGAAGCAGCGGGCGUGGAGGGGCUGGGCUGCUGUAAGGUGGGUGACACCAUCAGGCCUGUGUUUGGGGCAUUUGACCCUGGUGUCCAUGCAAAGAAUGGACUGGAGGGAGGAGCAGAUGCUGGAGAUGGGCAGCCACUGGGAGGCGAGUCACACUGAGGCCUGAGCUGUGCAGGGGCACAGAGGAAGAGGCAGAGACCCCUCAGGAAAUGGAUGGGCGAGGUGUGUGGGUGAGAGUGAGAAGGACCAGGCUGCCUCCCAGGGUUCUGGCUGGGGCACAGGGCUAGAGGGUGUGCAACCAACUGAGUGUGGGAGGGAGGUGGGCCCUCUUUCCCAUCAAGACCCCAUCCCCAACAUCCUCCAGUAGCCGGAGUUUUGCCCCUUUUCCAGAAUGUGUCCACUUCCUGUCCCCGCCCACUUUUCUGAACACCCUGAGCCUUUUAGGUCUCACAGUGUGGUGUUGUCUGUCUGUCUGUCUGUCUGUCUUCCUGGCAGUUGUUUCUGGUAAGUCAGACUUGUCUCCGACUCGGUGACGAUCACCACACGGGCAAGAUGGCAUCCUCUCUUUGGUUCCAUCCACUGAGACUGCAGCACAUGCUGGGUGUUUGACUUGCUGACUCGAAAGUGUCCCUUGUUUUCUUUUCAGAUUGUGAGAGCAGUCAGUGUGUCCCCCAGAAAUCCAGGCGCUGGCGGGGAGCCUGGACCCACAAUGGAGAUUCCCCCAGCAGCCAAGCUUGCUGAGGCCUUUGUGUUUGAGGACGGGCUGGAUGUGCGGCAAGGCCUUUUUCCAGAGGAGGACCUGGGGGACACUUUUCUUCAGGAAAGGAGUUUAGGGCAGAUGGCUGUUGUCUACAAGGAGAUCCCUCUGGGGGAACAAGAUGAAACGCAGGACGAUUACUCGGGGAAUUUCAGUCUGUGCUCCAGCCCCGUCCAGCAUCCAAGCGCCCCCUCAGCGAACAGACCCCAGGACGAUGAGCUCUUCAGCCAGACCUUCCUCCAGAGAUCGGACCUUAGCCUGUGCCAGAUCGUUCACAGCGGAGGAGAAUCGGGUAAGCACGAGGGUGAGACGGUGGGCAGGGGGAUCUCGGGCUCCGGGGAGCCUCCCAGAACUGCCCAGCCAGCCAAACCCUACACGUGCCGGGAGUGCGGGAAGGCCUUCAGCCAGAGCUCGCACCUGCUCAGGCACCUGGUGAUCCACACCGGGGAGAAGCCCUAUGAGUGCGGGGAGUGCGGAAAGGCCUUCAGCCAGAGCUCGCACCUGCUCAGGCACCAGAUCAUCCACACCGGGGAGAAGCCCUACGAGUGCGGGGAGUGCGGGAAGGCCUUCCGCCAGAGCUCGGCCCUGGCCCAGCAUCAGAAGACGCACACGGGGAAGAGACCCUACGCGUGCAGGGAGUGCGGGAAGGAUUUCAGCCGGAGCUCCAGCCUCAGGAAGCACGAGCGGAUCCACACCGGAGAGAAGCCGUACCAGUGUAAGGAGUGCGGCAAGGCCUUCAACCAGAGCUCCGGCCUGAGCCAGCACCGGAAGAUCCACACCCUGAGGAAGCCGCACGCCUGUGAGCUCUGCGGCAAGGCCUUCUGCCACCGGUCCCACCUCAUCCGGCACCAGCGCGUGCACACAGGCAAGAAGCCGUAUGCAUGCGAGGAGUGCGGCAAGGCCUUCAGCCAGAGCUCCAACCUCAUCGAGCACCGCAAGACCCACACGGGCGAGAAGCCCUAUCGCUGCCACAAGUGCGGCAGGGCCUUCAGCCAGAGCUCUUCGCUGAUCGAGCACCAGCGCAUCCACACCGGGGAGAAGCCCUAUGAGUGCAGCCAGUGCGGCAAGGCCUUCUGCCACAGCUCAGCGCUCAUCCAGCACCAGCGCAUCCACACAGGCAAGAAGCCCUACGCCUGCAACGAGUGCGGCAAGGCCUUCCGGCACCGCUCGGCGCUCAUCGAGCACUACAAAACCCACACGCGGGAGAAGCCCUACGAGUGCGGCCAGUGCGGCAAGGCCUUCCGGGGCAGCUCGCACCUCAUCCGGCAUCAGAAGGUCCACGCCGGGGAGAAGCUGUAGAGGGCGGGCCCGCGCCUCCCCCAGAUGGAACUGGCACCCUGUCCUCCAUCCCAGGGGCCUGCCCGCCUCCCUGGUACCCAGGCUGCCUAGAAACCCCGAGGCCCAGCAGGUGGACUGGGUGAAGGCAGGGGAGCCUAGGAAGGGCACCAGGACAGAGCUGCUCUCAGUCAGCUUGUGCUCACGGGUGACUCCCAAGCCAAAUAGGGUUUAGUUUUGCCCUCUCUGCUUCUUCCAGAAUCUUGAAGAAGAAUAAACAUGAGAGAGAAAGUGGAGUUAAACCCACGGAAACAGGAGAUGAACUCUACCAUCAGUCCCUUUUAGAAGUAAGCGAGCUCACAGUCCAAAUCCACUAAAGACAGAGAAAUCCAAAGUAGAGGCGCAGCAGCUGUCCUCGGGCAUUGGUGGGGUCAGCCAAACCGGGUUACGAAUAGUCUGGAAGGAUUCUGGAUGGGGGAUGAGCUUAGGCCACAGCGGGUCUCAGUCCGCCACGGGGGUUGGAGCAAGGGCACUUCUGGCUGCUGGCUGGUCUGGUCCACAGAGGGCAGAGGCUUGGUCCUGGGGGCCAGAGGAUGGUUGCCGCCAGGAGUGACCCCCUCCACCGACUACAGCGUGCCUCGGAUGUCCGCGGGGCAGCUUCUGGUCUGGCAGCUCUCAGCCUCCUCCCCGCCAUCCAGGGCCAGGGGACCAACGGUGGUUCAGACAGAAGUUCUGGGUUCAAGUGCCACUUCUGGCCUCUCCUGCCUCUGUCAUCUGGAGGAAGCCCCAAGGCUCUGUCUCCCCUUCUGUGAGGCAGGGACACUGGGACCCUGCCACAUCCCGCCAGGGGUUGGCGCCAGGCUCCCGUUCAGAAUAGGACCGCACUCAGAGGACCUUUGUCAACUGGCUACUGAGACUGGAAACCGGAGCGAUCCCCUCCUGGAGAGGAGACACACCCCUGUUUGGUUCCCAGCAGGUCAGGCUUGCAGCCAGCCCUCUCCUAACACCAGGCUCUUCCACGGUCCCUCAAGCCUGUACCCUGGGCUGGGGGUGCCCUGGGCUGCAGCGGCAGUGUGUCCCAUCCUGUACUCCUCUCUGUCCUCCCCACCGGGCUUCCCGCCCAGGCCAGUUCAGUCGGGCAUCCCCAGAGCUGGGGCCCACAUGGUGGUGUUUUAGAAGCUCCCCAGGUGACGGGAAGGUCUCACCGUGUGGCAGGCUGAGAGCACUGUACUUGCUCCCACACAGCCCCAGUGUCUCCCACCUGGCAGGCCUGCUCGCCUGGCUGUGCAGAGCUUGAAGGUGUAGGUGUCUGCAUCCCCAGCCCCCCGACCCAGGAGUGGGGGCCUGGGCCAUGACACGUCUGGCUGGUUGGUAAGCGUUUGUCCCGGGCCUUUGUGUGUCCAUGAUGGUCUUUAGUACUGGCUGCCCCAGGCUCCUCAGAGCUAGUGUUGGGGGAGGCAGUCUAAUCUUGAAGAUUUCUGAAAGUUUAUGGCUAAAAUCCCACGAACCUGUCAUGGUAAUGCCGGUGAUUUCAGCCAAUCCGAAGCUCAGCUUGGCAGCUAAGUAUAGUUUUGAUGAAUAAAAAUGGACAAGCCAUAAUUGUUCCUUCGUAAGUGAGGCUUGGUUGGCCAGAGAUGUUAAAAUGAGAGGCCUGUUGGGCUGGGAAGAUCGCCUUUGGCCAACUCCUCUCUGCUAUGUGAGUAUGUGGAGCAUUUAACCAGCAGCCCAGGGUCCCCCAGAACCCCCACAUGAACGGGUGGACUGGCCUGACUGGGCAGCCCACACGGAGGAGCUUCUGUCAUUGACCCGGAGUGAAGAGAGAACACUGACACCCUUGCUCGGUGCAGGACAGCGCCCCCCCCACCACGAUCUACCUCCUCGCCCCCCACCCCCCCAUUCUGCCUCGGCCUUGGCCAGGCCUGUCCCUGUUGGGCAGGGUGAGCAUCUGCUUCCUACUUGGACGUCCCCCACCCCCCACCCCGCAUACUGCACACCAAACUAAAUUGUUUUCUUUGCAGCAUCACUUUGCACACGUCACCACUCUCCUUAAAAUCAGCCUUCAGGGGCUGUUCCACACAUAAACUCCCUUUUCAGGCAAUCUGGGGUCCCCUCCCACAAGCCUCCUGGGCUCCUGCCACCCCCAGAUACCCCCACUCCCAGCUUCUCUCAGCUCGUGGUGUGCGGUUCUCACGUUGAAUAUGCACUUUCUCCUCCCUGCCACAUCCUUUCUUCCUUUUGACAAUUUAUGUGACGUGGGUUUCUGAAGCCUCCAGCGAUUCUCAUAACCACGGUGAGGCCAGGCGGGUGCUUUCUGUUCCAGAAGCGUGGACAGACCUGGUUCCUUCGGUUCAGAUUCUUUCAUCCUUUUAUUAUGUAUUUUUAAAUCCUUUCAUUUAUUUAGGUUCUUGAACAGUGUGAUGUUAUAAGAGAUCAUCCUGGUAAUAUUUUAA